Messenger RNA from Scleropages formosus (Asian bonytongue), 3529 nucleotides. RefSeq names its product fin bud initiation factor b (gene fibinb). NCBI's taxonomy places the organism in Eukaryota, Metazoa, Chordata, Actinopteri, Osteoglossiformes, Osteoglossidae. The record is from RefSeq and is a predicted model, not a curated record. The transcript has a single exon. The coding region runs from base 340 to 966 and encodes 208 amino acids.
UCGGAGAGGCUCCAUCACCAUCAUCAUCGUCCGGAGGUCCAGAUGUGGAGAAGUGCCGCUUAAAGAGCGCAGAAACGGGCCGCUCGCGCAGUGCGUGCGUGGAACAGGCGGGAUCGGACCUGGUUGGACUAGGGAUCGCGCCGGGAACCUCGCGGCGGGGCUCGUUCCUCGCGUUCUGGCGUGGAGCGACAGGAGCGUGUCCGCCCGGGACAUGUUCGGGCCGAACGGCCGUGUCCUGCUGCGCUAAGCUCGGUCGGUCGCUCGCUCGCUCGGUCGGUCGGUCGCUCGGGUCGCUCGGUCGGUGCGGCGGGUCCCGUUAGAGCGCUGCCCCCGGACACCAUGACGCGCUUCUGGACGCUCCUGGCCGCCGCGCUCCUCUGCUCGCCCCUGUGCGCCUCCUCCUACUUCGCGGGACCUCUGCACCCCGAGAUGUCCAACGGCACCUUCCACCACUACUUCGUCCCGGACGGCGAUUACGAGGAGAACGACGACCCCGAGAAGUGCCAGAUGCUCUUCAAGAUGACGGACAACAGAAAGUGCGUGCUGGACGAGGACCAGGACUCGGUGAUCCGCGACGACUUCACCAUCAUCAAGAGACACAUCGAGGACGCGGCGCGGGUGCUGGAGGGCGUCGGCAAGAGCAUCUCCUUCGACCUGGACGGGGAGGAGAGCUACGGGCGGUACCUGCGCCGCGAGACCGCGCAGAUCGGCGAGGCGUUCACGAGCUCGGAGCGGGCGCUGCUGGAGCUCGAGGUGAAGUUCAAGCAGAGCCAGGAGAACGAGCUGCGCGAGGAGCACCGCGUCGGCGACGACUUCCUCAACAUGAUCGUCCACACGAGGGACGUGCUGAAGGAGACGCUCGACAUCUCGCUGGGGCUGCGUGACAAGCACGAGCUGCUGUCGCUCAUCAUCCGCAGUCACGGCACGCGGCUGAGCCGCCUCAAGAACGAGUACAUGAAGGUGUAAAGGCUAGGGGUGUGUAACCGGAGGCGGCGUGUCGGCGUUCGAACGUGUACGAUCCUCAACUCCAAGGCAGCAUGAGUACAUGGAGGGGUAGCGGAGAGUGUAACAAUCAAAGCGUUCAGAUUCAAACGUACAACUGUAAACAUGUACAUCAGUGCAUCAAUAUUAUACUGAAUAUGCAGCAAAGUGCAACAACAGUGAGUGACCAGAUACACAAUAGAGCUGUAAACAUGAAUACAACAAAAGGUAACAAGUGCAAUCAGUGUGUCCAGAUCCGAACUUUAAUCACGAGUACAUCAGUGUAACAAACUUGUGUGUCCAUUUUCAAACACAGAACUGUGAACACGAGAACAAAGGCGUACAAAGUGCAACAAUGUGUCCAGAUUCGAGCUUUAAUCACGAGUACACCAAAGUGUAACAAAGUGUGUGUCCAUCAAACGCAGAACUGUGAACACGAGUACAUCAAAGGGGUACAAAGUGCAACAAUGUGUCCAGAUUCAAACGUAUACUAUAGGACUAACUUCAAUCAGAAGUACAUCAAAGUGUUUCACAAUGUGUUUCCAUAUUAAUUAAAACGUAGCACUGUGUAUUAAAACAUCAAAGGGUGGAAAGUGUUACAAUGUUUCCAGAUUCGAACGUAGUGAGAACUGUAAACGCGAGUACAUCGAAAUGCAACAAUGUGGCGUAACGUGUCCAGAUUCCAACCUGUACGGUACCUAAGUGAGUGCAUCAAAGUGGUAAACGUGGGUGUUUACCGUGUAUAAACACUAUAAGGAUGGUCCCCGCUACGUUUACUCGCAUUUUACGUUGCUACAGGGUAUAAACAGGGUGUAAAGAGCCCCCUGCAAACAGAUGAAAAACUGAAUAGGUCCGAGUGCUUUUCAGUCGCGUGAUUAUGACCAGCGGGUCCCCAUCAAGGAAGUUUUCCAUUAUUUCUUAAAAAAAAAAAAGAAAGAAAAAAAGUACCCCGCUUUAUUACGUUGCCUCGCGAGCAGUAGCGGGUUGUACCGCGGGGUUCAUCUGCACGCGCACGUCCGACGCGCGAGCCACGGACGGUAAAACAGAGGUACUGCGCUCACAACUCAGGCGAACAUCUGAAGUAAAACGUGUAACUUAUUAAGAAAGUGACGCAACAACUGAUGAUUGUGUAGCACCGAGUUUGUCUCUGAGACGGUUUCUGCUUCACUGAAUCAUUUCUCCAUAUUUUGUAGCAACACGUUUCUUAUUAUUGUCGCAGAUUUAAACAUGACGGUCCUCGAGUUACUGAAAAAAAAACGGCAUGCCAUGGUGUUCAAAUCGGUGUCAAACUUAAGUCACCUGUGUGUGAUUGUAUUUCUGGCAAACUCAUCUGAAAUAUUGUUAUAAGUACAGAUCUUUGGCAAUAAUCACUGUGUCGACAUGAUGGAACGGCAAAGGAGAAGUUGGGACAGUCUUUGGGUGAGAUGUUCAUGCGAUGUGUGAUAUUAUUUGUAUUUUCAAUGUUCCCUGUCAUUAUUUCUGCAGCUCAGUCACUUUUAAGUCACAGAUUCAAAUUUGUCCUGGUUUUAUUACAUCUACAGAAGAUCUGAUCUAACAUAGAUCUAAAUAUCAGUGUUGCAGUUUUAAAAGGAAUAUAUUAUAAUAUAUGUCCACACAUGGCAUAGGGCAUAGGCCAGGUACCAAGUUUUCAAAACUCUUAUAGUUUCUGUUUUUGGGAAUAUAUAAUGUUUGCUUAUUAUUGGAAUAAUUUAAUACUGUGAGUGUUCAUAUGUAUUUAAUGAAAGCAAUGGUGAUAUUGUAUAAUGUACAAUAAGUACAGUAUAUUCUUGUUUUUCUUUCACUUGCUUCUGGAACUUAAGUCAGUGGGCAUGAAGCCCCUCAUUCAGUAAAUUAAUAAAUAAACUGCAGGCAGGAAAAAUAAUUAAAUUCUAAUUUUUACAGUGUGUUAGUUACAUUCCUUCAUGGCUGCGUUUGGUUUUGUACGUAACUUUAAAGAAAGCUGGAUUAUUUCUACAUGGAGAGGCAAAUUAGAUUUCAUGCAACAUCCAGGACAGAGUUUUAAUUAUUAAAUAUAUUUAAAAAUGGAACGCUAUUGCUGGUAUCAGGUUGCAGGGCUAUGUUUAUAAUACUUUAUAUAUCUUAAUCUGCAGUAAUAAGCACCACUGUAGUGUUUGUAUAAAGUGUAGAAAUAUAUUUGAAGGGUAACAAUGAGCAGUUAGGAAAAUAAUAUGGAGAAAUACUCUUUAUCAAGAAUAAUAAUUGAAAAAAAUUAUUUUAGGGGUGGUGGAAAUUUAUGAUGUCAAAUGGCGAUCCAGCAAAGGUGUUUUUUUUAGAAAAGCUUGAAAUGAUAAAAUAUAUAUCUGUUUUUACUGAAUUUUAACAUAGGCAUUCCUGGGUAUGCCUUUACAUCAUAUCCUGGAAAGUAUUUUGAAAAAUAUGCUUUAUAUAUUUAAAACUCUCGUGUUUUGAAUUCCAUACCCUUACUUAACAUACUUUCCCAUAUUGUUCUGAUGAAAUAUCAGCUUGUGUACGUGGAUAAAACCUAACUUUUGCUAAGCAAAAUAAACUUAUUUUACACACUGAUGAG